GACAGUUUGAAGGGUCGCGCUGACGACUUCGACGGCGCCGACUCGUGGGCGGGCAGAAGCAAUGGCGUCACAGUGCUGUACAUGCAUGUCACAAAUGCUGUUGUGCUUGUGCGGAUGGCAGGCCCGCAGGAUGGCGCGUGACAGGCCUCCACGAUGAGCGGAGCCCCCUCCACGAUGAGCGGCGGACACCCGGUCCCCCCCGGGCUCGUCGUCAAUGCGGAGGGCCCGAAUGGGCAGCCGCAGACGUCGUCGUACGGAGGGGAUCAGUGGCCACACGAGCCAGAUGGACAGAUGGGCGCCUCCGCUCCCUCUGCCUCCCAGCACACGAACCCCCCCAACCUAGACAACGCCGAUGCGUUGCAGCUGCAGAGCCUGGACGCCUCCGAGAUGUCCCAGCUGAUUCAACAGGGGGGCGGGCCACACCAGAUGAUGAUCCGACAUCAGUCGCAACAGCACCCGAUGUUCAAUGCAUGGCUGCUGGCAGGGCUGAAUAUGAUGGUGAGGGAAAGAAGUCCAUUUUCCGUAUGUAUGUGCGUGUCAUUUUCUUACCGCAGGAAGACGCCCAAAUGCAGUUCAUGGCUUCGACGGUGGCCCAGCAAUCGGCCAUCGCUCCCACAGUGGCCACACCCACAGCCGAGCCCACAGCCUCCCAUCAGACGUCGAUGGCCCCAUCAUCCGUCGGUCGUCGGAGGAGUAGCAGCAGGCGACGUCGACAGGCUCCCCAAGCACUGCUGCAGCAGGCGGCGAUGCAGGUAUGGGCUGCAUGCUUUGCAUCGGUCACGUGUCAUGAUUCUGGUACCCUGUCUGCAGAACACAGAGUCCGUCUAUUCUGGGGCGGGGUCGCCUCAGGUGGCUACCGACUGGCCCACUUUUAUCAUGUCACUCUCUGGUGAGUACAACCAUCGCAUGUCUUUCAUGGUCGACACGCUGUCUUCUCUUCAGAUACCGGUGUCAUCUCCAUUCUACGCCAGUUCUGGAGCAAACUGCGAGUCGACUAUGACCGUUCACACACGGACCCCGACUCACAGGACCAGGGGGAUCUGCAGAGCCGCUGGGCGUGGAUCGACACAUCCGAUGUCAUGCCUUGUCUGGAGCUUGCCCUGUCGGGCCCUGUUGAUCAAGAAGGGAGGCUCGGUGCAUCGAGAAGGGACGUCUAUCGACCGUACUACGACCCGAUGGGCCUGUGGGAGCCUGCAGAGGACCAGACACAAGGGUGGGACCCAGACAAGCCGGCUCAGUGCUGUAUACCUGUCCCCAACGAAACCCCUCGCGUCAUCCCAUACGUCCCUGUGGACCGCCCGACACCAGACGACAAGAUGAACGUGGCCUUCUGCAGGGUGUGUGGCCACGUGGAGAGGAGGAAGGACAUUACCAGGCACAUCAAGAAAAGACACAAGGAGCUCUUCGUAAGCAGACAUGACGAGUUACACGUCUGCAACCGGUGUACUCGUCUGUCUUUCGUGAGACAGGCGAUGCCUAGCACGCCCACGUCUGCCUGCAGCAUCACCGGACAGGUAGGCGAGCACAUGGUUGCCUUAUGUGCUGUGUCUCUGUCCGUCCAUCCCAUGCAUUCGUCUGCAGGGGAGCAGUCAGCCGAGCGGCCAGUGAGAAGCACACCCACGGUAGUCCACUUCUGCUACUGGCAGCGGCCACCUGUGACUGGCGAUUUCUCUUCUGGUGCCUUCCCUGCACACGGCCAGGCGAUGGGGCACUCAGCAGCUGAGGAGUGACGUGCGUUUUUUCGGUGUGCCACUUGUCUGUGCGCGUGGGUAACAUGAUUUCGACAAGUUGACGCAUAUAGAGUCGUGGGGGAAAUAACAUCGUUUGCUUGGCGUACACGUAAUUUGUAACUCCCGGAGAAAGAAUAUGCCGUGCACACGUGGCGUACAUGACUAUGUCUGUGUGCGUUUGCGUCUGUGCACAACCCCCUGUGUGCGUUUGGAUCUCCAGGGGGUCAUGUGUACCAUGUGUCAUCUGUCUGUCUGUCUGGCUGGCUGUCUGUCUGUCUGGCUGUCUGGCUGUCUGGCUGUCUGGCUGUCUGUCUGUCUGGCUGUCUGGCUGUCUGUCUGGCUGUCUGGCUGUCUGGCUGUCUGGCUGUCUGUCUGUCUGUCUGUCUGUCUCUCUGGCUCUCUGGCUGUCUGUCUGUAUUCCGGCCUUCCCAAAGUAGGCACAGUGUGGCAUGAGUAGGCCUCCGUCUCCCCCUGCUUGCCAGACGUGCGUGCAGGGUCUCUCCCGCCGUGUCUAGGACGAUAGAUGCUAAGUCUCUUGGGUGUCGUCGGGUUUUGAAUGACCACGCCAGCUUGCCCUGCCUGCGUCUUUCCUGUCUGUCUGUCGUCUUGACUGGGCGGUUUAAGGAGGCUGCGUUGACCAGCUGCCUUGCCUUCUUCUCCCUCGUACGCUCCUCUGCGUGAUUGGCUGCCCUCGCCUGUCUCGUCUUCCUCUGUGUGUGUGUGUGUGUGUGUGUGCCUGUCUGCGUGGCUGCACGCGAACAGAUCUUCGCGAGUGUCUGGCCCGCACAGUGUCUCGUCUCUUCCAUGUAUCUGCUUAAGCGUUCACUGAGCUUGUGAGUACGGUGACCUUCCAUGUAUCUGCUUGGACAUUACGGUGACAGUAAGGGGCUGUAGAACCUGCAUAGACAGAGCUUUGCUUCUCUCCCCUUCCCGCUUACACACACAGGUGCGACAUGAGACAAGUAGGCUUCGUUGUCGCUCUUGCCUGCU
Molecule: messenger RNA, 2720 nt
Organism: Vitrella brassicaformis
Lineage: Eukaryota; Vitrellaceae
Source: the annotation of a GenBank genome assembly